Temnothorax curvispinosus is the source of this 3892-nucleotide messenger RNA. RefSeq names its product cullin-3-like (gene Cul3). Gene Ontology annotation, molecular function: ubiquitin protein ligase binding. Bases 1220 to 3574 code for a protein of 784 amino acids. NCBI's taxonomy places the organism in Eukaryota, Metazoa, Arthropoda, Insecta, Hymenoptera, Formicidae. Gene Ontology annotation, cellular component: Cul3-RING ubiquitin ligase complex. The transcript has 14 exons. Gene Ontology annotation, biological process: protein ubiquitination; ubiquitin-dependent protein catabolic process. The record is from RefSeq and is a predicted model, not a curated record.
GUCCGCCGGAUGAUUCGCGACUCGCGACGGCGACGGCGAUCCUAGAUCCUACGAGAGACGUAGAGAACGCUACGCACGCAGUGCCCGUUGGUGGUCGUGAUUCAUGUGUCGCGGGCAUCGUUCGUCGCUUGCGAAUAGUGGCGGAUACCCGGUGCUGCUGACAGCGGGACGGUGUUGCAGGAGCGCAACGACGAAGAGGACCCGCUUCGCCGCGUCACGUCGUCGCCGCGGCUGCUCCGUUCUCCGUUUCUGCCGUGCUGCUGCUGCUGCCGCUGCUCCACAAUUAUGUCACGAGGACGACCGCGCUCGCGCCCGCGGCCACCUCAUUGAAUUCGGUGCGCGAUCCGUCCAUCGUCGUCGGCAGCGGAACGGAGCACGAUUCUCGCGUGGCGGAGCCGGAAAACGGGAAGGCGGAACGCAGCGAUCGGCCGCCAGGCGCCACGGCUCGUUGAUAUUUCCCUCACGACCGUGACUCGCUCGACUCCAUCGCACGUCGUGUACUCGUGUCUGCCCGUCUCUCUCUCUCGCUCGUUUCUUCUCGUCUCUUCUCUUCUCGUCUCUUCUCGUCUCCUUCCCCCUCUCUCAUUAUUCCUCUUGCUCCCUCUCGCGCUUGCGAGCCGCGCUCUCUCUUGCUCUCUCUCUCUCUCUCUCUCUCUUUCUUUCUCCUCGUCGCUCGCUCUUCCUAGUUCCCUUCAUCGUCGAAAGCGCGCACCUUUAUCCCUCACAGUCCCUCAGAGUUCAGAAGAGAGUUUCGUCCGCCGGGCUGGAAGGAUAGCGCUCGCCUACGGGAGAGGCGUCGUUAAAUGUGCUCGGGCGCGGGGCGCAGGAGGAAAAAGGGACUACCCGACAACCGUCUAAACGUCGGUCCUCACCACGUUGCCGUCCAGUGACUCGCCGCGCGUGUGCGUGUACCCGCCGCCACCGUCUUUCCGCGAGCGAUCAUCGGCUGUUCCCGAUACGUAAAUGGGUUUCGCCCGCCGCUUCGUUUAGAGAAAGAGAGAGAGAGAGAGUCUCGCAGCUUUGCAAGCCCGCGACAGCGUUUGUGUGCGUGCGUGCGUGCGGCAGUGGUGGUGUUGCGCGUCCGCGUUUGUGUGCCCCGCGCGUCGAUGUGCACGCGGCGUCGCGCGCUCGCCGAGGCAGCCUUCACGUCGGAACGGCAUUUCUGAGGUGGCGAGGUAACCCCCCUUCGACGCGAACCCCGAGACCCGACAAACCCGACAUGAUGAAGAGCAGUGCUCUGAUGAAGAAGGAGAGCAAGAUGCGCAUACGUGCUUUCCCGACAACUAUGGAUGAGAAGUAUGUAGAAAGCAUCUGGACCUUAUUGAAGAGUGCUAUUCAAGAGAUACAGAAGAAAAAUAACUCUGGCCUCAGUUUCGAAGAACUUUAUCGCAAUGCUUACACGAUGGUUCUUCACAAGUAUGGCGAACGAUUGUACACGGGACUGAAGGAAGUUGUAACGCAACACCUUGAAAACAAAGUGCGAGAGGAUGUUCUUCGUUCCUUGCAUAAUAACUUCCUACAAACUUUAAAUCUAGCAUGGAACGAUCAUCAAACGUCAAUGGUGAUGAUCAGGGAUAUCUUGAUGUACAUGGAUAGAGUAUAUGUUCAACAGAAUGAUGUAGACAAUGUGUAUAAUCUUGGAUUAAUUAUUUUUCGAGAUCAGGUGGUCAGAUAUGGAUGUGUUAGAGACCAUUUACGAGAAACAUUAUUAGGUAUGGUCGCGAGGGAAAGAAGAGGAGAAGUUGUAGAUCGUAGCGCUAUAAAAAAUGCCUGCCAAAUGUUAAUGUUACUUGGAAUUAACAAUCGCCAAGUUUAUGAGGAAGAUUUUGAAAGGCCUUUUUUACAACAAAGUGCUGAGUUUUAUAGAAUGGAAUCUCAAAAAUUUCUGGCAGAAAAUAGUGCAUCGGUAUAUAUAAAAAAGGUUGAAGCUAGAAUCUGCGAAGAAUCUGAAAGGGCAAAACAUUAUUUAGAUGAAUCAACUGAAUCACGGAUAGUAGAAGUUGUAGAAGAAGAGUUAAUCAAAAUACACAUGAAAACCAUUGUUGAGAUGGAAAACAGUGGUGUAGUACACAUGCUCAAAAAUCAGAAAACGGAAGAUCUUGGUUGUAUGUAUAAACUAUUUUCGAGAGUAUCAGACGGAUUGCGUACUGUGUGCGACUGUGUAUCUCAGUUCCUCAGAGAGCAGGGCCGCGCAUUAGUGCAAGAAGAGCAUGAAUCAACCACAAAUGCCGUUCUUUACGUCCAAAACUUGUUAGAUCUAAAAGAUCGCUUUGAUCAUUUUCUACAUUAUUCUUUCAAUAAUGACAAGAAUUAUAAACAGAUGAUAGCAUCGGAUUUUGAAUACUUCCUUAACUUGAAUCCUAAAAGCCCGGAAUAUCUGUCGCUAUUUAUCGACGACAAAUUGAAGAAAGGCGUUAAAGGAAUGACAGAGCAGGAGAUUGAAGGGAUCCUAGAUAAAACUAUGGUUUUAUUCCGUUUCUUACAAGAAAAGGAUGUAUUUGAACGGUACUAUAAACAACACUUAGCCAAACGAUUAUUGUUGAAUAAGUCUGUUUCAGAUGAUAGUGAAAAGAAUAUGAUAUCCAAACUUAAGACUGAAUGUGGAUGUCAGUUCACAUCAAAGUUAGAAGGCAUGUUUAAGGAUAUAACAGUCAGCAACACUAUUAUGGAUGAAUUUAAGGACCAUGUUCUUACGUCUGGCACAAAUCUACAUGGUGUGGAUAUAAGUGUCCGGGUGCUUACAACUGGUUUCUGGCCAACGCAAUCAGCCACUCCAAAAUGCAGUAUGCCCACUGCUCCGCGUGAUGCCUUUGAUGCCUUCCGGCGCUUCUACCUAGCUAAACAUAGCGGUCGACAAUUAACGUUACAGCCACAAUUAGGCUCUGCUGAUCUAAACGCUGUAUUCUAUGGACCACGAAGAGAAGAGAGUAAUUGCGGAGGCUUGGAUACUCCAUCAUCUUCGAGUUCUAUUGGGAAUGGUAGCGCAAGUAGCAGCUUAGUGAGCCAGCGAAGCAGCAUGUGUAGUACACCACGAAAGCACAUAAUACAAGUUUCCACUUACCAAAUGUGUGUGUUAAUGCUGUUCAAUAAAAAAGAAAGGUUAACAUAUGAGGAAAUUCAAGGUGAAACCGAUAUUCCAGAGAGGGACUUGGUCAGAGCAUUGCAAUCUCUUGCCAUGGGUAAAGCUACACAAAGAAUUUUACUUAAACACCCUCGUACCAAGGAAAUUGAAUCUACGAAUUGUUUCUGUGUGAACGACAGUUUUACCAGUAAAUUACAUAGAGUAAAGAUCCAGACCGUAGCAGCAAAGGGAGAAUCAGAACCUGAGAGAAGAGAGACGCGCAAUAAAGUCGAUGAAGACCGGAAACACGAGAUCGAAGCAGCCAUCGUACGAAUUAUGAAAGCCCGAAAGCGUAUGCCUCAUAAUAUACUGGUAACAGAAGUAACAGAACAGUUAAGAGGUCGAUUUUUGCCUUCACCUGUAAUAAUUAAGAAACGUAUCGAAGGCUUAAUCGAACGAGAGUACUUGGCUCGUACACCGGAAGAUCGGAAGGUGUAUACAUAUGUUGCUUAAUGCUGAAUUCAAUAUUGGAUGUGUACAAACAUUAUGCCAAAAGUGGGAUCUACGAAUCUGUAAGAGAUGCAGAAUUUGUUAGCGGGAUGAUAUGUGCGCAUGAGAUUAAAUAAAGAUGAAGAUCUUAAUAAAAUGCAGUUCAAUUCAAACAUGUAUUGCACACUUUCACGUUGUAGUGAAGAAAGGCGAAUGAUUGGUGUCAUGUUUUUAUUUUUAUUUGUAUUCUCUCUUUAUUUAUUAAGAUAAAGUUUUAAGAUUUAAAUGAAGAUUUUACCCUUUUUCGUACACAAAACUGAAUAAAAUUAAAAUGCUACAACA